AAUUACCAGCAGUCUUUGCGAGAGUCUUGGGAUGUGAAGAUUGAUAUUUGAGGAGGGCAAAUUUUCAAAGCGUUCACUUGAGCCGAGAAUGCCGGUGAAAGUUGACGUAGUACCACCACCACCCGCAAAUUCAAAGCAGCCGGGUGUCACAAAAUCUUUACUUUACAAUGGUUCACGGUUUCAAGGUUCUCAGAAGUCUAAGGGUAACAGUUACGACGUAGAAGUAGUUUUGCAGCACGUGGACGAAGAAAAUAGUUAUUUAUGUGGAUAUUUAAAAAUUAAGGGCCUUACGGAAGAGUUUCCCACGCUUACCACAUUUUUUGAUGGUGAAAUUAUAUCUAAGAAAUAUCCAUUUCUAACACGUAAAUGGGAUGCAGAUGAAGAUGUUGAUAAGAAACAUUGGAGUAAAUUCGAGUCAUUUUGUCAAUAUGCGAAAACAUUUAAUUCAGAUACAUUUGAUUAUGAAGCUCUGAAGGGAACUGAUUUUGUUUUUAUGAGGUGGAAGGAACAUUUUUUGGUUCCUGAUCAUACUAUUAAAGACAUCAAUGGUGCUUCGUUUGCAGGAUUUUAUUAUAUUUGUUUUCAAAAAUCUGCUGCCACGAUUGAGGGUUUUUAUUAUCAUCGUAGUUCUGAAUGGUAUCAAUCUUUGAAUUUAAAACACGUUCCAGAACAUAGCAUACAAAUCUAUGAAUUUAGGUGAAAUCGAUGAUUUAUUCAAUUUCAAACCCAUAUUUUGCCUAUCCUAGCAUACAGAUCUCAUAAAAAUCAUAAUCCUUGAACUAAUUUAAAUCGAUUGAUACGGAUAACAAUUUUUUAAAUUGUUUUCAAAGGAAAUUAUUUGGUACGAAGACUAUUUUUAGUUAAUUUUUGUUUUAAUAUGCAAUAUAUAUUGAAUAUUAUAUACUUUUUAUGAACAUUAGACACGUUAUACAAAGGAAGUCGUAUUAGAAAGUUGACAAGAAUUGCAGUCAUUGAUACGCUUGAUUAUAAAUUAGUUCUUAAUGAUAUUCAGUGUAAGAUGUUUUAUUGAAAUAAAUUUAUCGAUGAUUUUUGUCUAUUAAAACUAAUGUUGUUAAUUAUUUGAUAUUUUUACAUACUAUAAGAUUGUAAUAUCAUUUAUGAGUGUUAAAUGUACCCUGUAGUUCACCAAGGGUAUUUCUUCUCUUGUUUAAUGUUAUCGAAUCAUAAAAAUCUUAUUUAAUUAAAUUAUAUAUUAAAAAGAAGGUAGUAAUAUAAUAAAAACUAAAAAUGCAUUAGUUGUAUUAGAAUUGCAUGUUAUAGAGUAUAAUGUACAAAUUUAAAUAUCGUGAAAUUUAUUUCUUAAACAGUAUACAGAUGUUUAUGAGAUCUGGAAUUAAUGUGGAUGUAGUGAAUGGAAUCAAAUUGGAACAUUAAGAUAACUUUAACAUUAUCUUAAGAUAUUUCUCUCUUGUAUCAACGCGAUACUAAUUCUAAUAAAUGUUGAAUACUGAUUAAUCAAUCAGUCUGCUUAAACCGAA
Osmia bicornis bicornis is the source of this 1499-nucleotide messenger RNA. RefSeq names its product glucose-induced degradation protein 4 homolog. The record is from RefSeq and is a predicted model, not a curated record. Lineage: Eukaryota; Metazoa; Arthropoda; Insecta; Hymenoptera; Megachilidae. Gene Ontology annotation, biological process: protein catabolic process in the vacuole; proteasome-mediated ubiquitin-dependent protein catabolic process; protein targeting to vacuole. Bases 89 to 700 code for a protein of 203 amino acids. Gene Ontology annotation, cellular component: extrinsic component of membrane; GID complex. The transcript has 4 exons.